AUGAAGUCCGUCAGCCUCGCUUCCGUCGCCCUGCUCCUCGCUUCAGGCAUCAAUGCCGCCGGCAAGUGCAAGCAGGGCGAGAACUAUUGCGGGAGCGAACUGCUCAAGGCAGACCACGACCAGUCCCAGAUAGACCAGUCGCUGUUCGACGCCGGCGAGGACAACUACUACGCGGCCGAUGGAGGCGACGAUACGCUCUUCUACUGUUUCGGCGGCGAAGACAACGAGGGCCUCAUCAAGUUCCUGGAAGUAUGUGACUGGAAAUGCGACGACGCCGGGCAGGGCAACGGCGAUCAGUGCUACUGA
Anthostomella pinea is the source of this 306-nucleotide messenger RNA. NCBI's taxonomy places the organism in Eukaryota, Fungi, Ascomycota, Sordariomycetes, Xylariales, Xylariaceae. The record is from the annotation of a GenBank genome assembly.